AUGGCCAUCGAGAAGGACCUAUACGUGGCGGUUUUUGGCUAUAAGUUCCUCGAGGAUGACAUUCUAAAUACUGUCGUCUUUGCACAUCAGCCGGGCGGAGAGGAGGAAGAGAGAAUCCAUCUGUCGAUGCGCAAGGCAGAGCGUAGCCCUACAAUUUGUCAAACCAAAGCAAAGCCGAGAUUGUGGAGCCGACUAAGAAAGGAGGAUUGGGAGCAGUUCAUCGAUAUUGUGAAAGAAAUACCCAAGGGAUUUCCAGCACCAAAUUUCAAAAAUUAA
Glarea lozoyensis ATCC 20868 is the source of this 276-nucleotide messenger RNA. RefSeq lists its product as uncharacterized. Bases 1 to 276 code for a protein of 91 amino acids. Lineage: Eukaryota; Fungi; Ascomycota; Leotiomycetes; Helotiales; Helotiaceae. The record is from RefSeq and is a predicted model, not a curated record. The transcript has 2 exons.